Solenopsis invicta (red fire ant) is the source of this 6449-nucleotide messenger RNA. Its product is annotated as transmembrane protein 94. Gene Ontology annotation, molecular function: nucleotide binding. The transcript has 25 exons. The coding region runs from base 666 to 4724 and encodes 1352 amino acids. The record is from RefSeq and is a predicted model, not a curated record. NCBI's taxonomy places the organism in Eukaryota, Metazoa, Arthropoda, Insecta, Hymenoptera, Formicidae.
UUCAGUGCUUGAUAUCUCGGUUUCGCGGGGCAGAACGACACUUUUUCUGCCAAAUUCGUUCGUUUUGUGUGAAAACGCAUCAAAUUAACUUAAUUUAGUCAAAAUCAGAGAUUGUGGGGAUAUUUUGAAUAAUUUUUAUUUUUUACAUUAGAAUGAAAAAAGCUUUCUAUUAAAACUUUCUCUCUCUCUCUCUCUCUCUCUCUUUCUGAAGCAAGGAUUAAUACGCGCAAUUUUCAGUCAUCGCGUUUAAUUCGAAACUCCGAAACAAUUACCUAUCUCUCUCUUUCUCUCUCUCUCUCUCUCUCUCUCUCUCUUUCUCUUUCUCCCCUUCUCCUUCUCUUUUUACGCGAUUGCACUCCAGAAUCGUCGCGAGCGAUGCGAGUUAUAUGUUUUGAGUGCUGUUUCGUCGCAGUUUCGAGCGGAGACUCCGAAAAUUAUGCGAGCCCUGCUGUACCGAAGAUAAAUUGCAAUCAAUUCUGAGACAUUACGUCAAGUGUCGUGCGCACGAGAAGGAACGGCGAUCGUUUCCUGACGAGAGCGAGAGUCCGUAAUGGAGGGCGAUCGCUUAAUUGACAAGGAUCCUGAGAAAAACGAGGAUGCUGAGUCUAAGUCUAGGGAGACCCUAGGCUUAACCACCAUCGUAGCCUUGGAUACUCUGCAUCGCGAUGUUAAACGUGUCUUGCAGGAAUACGAAGAGGAUCACAGGAGAAAUAAGUAGUAUCUUGAAGUACAGAGCCUGGCUAAAGGACGCCCUACAUCAUCGUAGUCAGUAUACGACGCUAUGCUGGACCUCCGCAAUUGCGCUGUUGAUCAAUGCCGUUAUUCUCAUCGUUGCGUACUUCACACUCAAUGAAACAUGGUAUUCAACACUGCCGUUCGAAGGACUGAUAGUCUGCUGUUCAGUAAUUUUGAAUUUUAUCUUAGUGAUAUUGGAUAACAAAUUACGACAUGAGGAAAUCCCUUAUAGAGUAAAAAAUCUUCUUGAUCAACUCGAUGUUGCACGUUCUACAUGUCAAUGGAGAUCUGAAAAUUACCCACAUCUAUGUAGUCCACAAUCUCCUUGCUUGACUCUGCAGUGGACAUAUCGUGACGGUGUGGUAAUCAACUUGCCAUGGGCUUUAUUGGUGGCCGGUGACAUAAUCGUGAUGAAACCAGGCCAGCAAGCACCUGGAUAUUGCGUGCCGUACAAUGAUUCGGAAGCGCCAGUUUUGCAUGCCAGAGAGACUUACAGCGCGCCGGUGCAUAGUGCUAAUGAGAUUUUUUCCACACCGCAGUCCCGCGUGCCUCUGAAGAGCAAGAUCUACAAACUUCAGGAAACACCAUACCUGGCGAACUUGCGAAUGGCGCUAGAUCAAGCCCUUGAUCGACCUGUCACUUAUUACAAUCGCAAGCGUCACUUACUGAUGAUCUGCUGCAUCGAGCAUUUGACUUAUCCGAUAUUCGUGAUCGUUAUCCUCGUGGUCAAUCUGCUCCGUUAUCUGUACCUGACAGAUUACUUUGGUACCGGUCACUGGAGCGAGAUGUUCCUGUUACAACCGAUCGCCGUGAGUCUUCCGUUGUUGCCAUUGGUGUUUCCUGCCUGCUGGAUAUUUCUCAAUUGCUUCGGCAUGGCCCGCUUCAAAGCGUUGUUCAAGCUUUAUCUGUCCGCAAAAAAGCUUCAGUUUGUAGAUCCUUUUGAAGACGCGGAUAUCAAUGGUCCCAGUCAUCCAGACGUAGUAUACAACUGGCUGGAGCUCAAGGAAUACUUCUUUGACAUCCUUUUCGGCAAGGAGCACAUGAUGUCGCGAUCGGCGAGUAUUUUGCACGUUCUGGGUUCUGUGACCGCACUGUGCUGUGUAGAUAAGAAGGGAAUUCUCUCGUGGCCUAAUCCAACAGCGGAGAAAGUAUUUUUCCUACGUAACGCCAAUGUUUUGUCGCCGAGCUCGAGUACCGGCAGCGUGGACAAGACGGCCGAUAAGAACCAGGAUUCCGAGGAAACUAAGGUGAACUCCAACAGAACAUCCUAUGUGCAACAUGAUAUGUCGCACUCCACCGCCGAGGUCCUGGAUCUCACCCACGAUCACGCUCUACCAUUCCGGCUGCAGUUCGACGAUCACUCGUGGCGGCAACACCUGAACUCACUGAAGCCACUCGGCCUGGCGAUCCUUCUCAACACGUGCAACAUGGACACGCAGGAGCACUACAUGCAGUUCUGCUGCCACGUCACUUGUGAGGCUCUCUAUAACGAGAACUUGGUCCCAGUAACGAACAGACGCAGAUGUCUAUGCGAACUGGCAAAGCAAAUCGGCUUCCAGGACCAAGCGCAAAAAAUCUUUCAGCUGGAGCAGCAAUUGUGUACAUUUAGGCAUGUGCAACCGGAAAUGGUUAGACGGGACAUAAAGUUUGCGCGUUCACUGAGCAUCGCGACGAAGCUAAAGUUCCCGUUUCCUCAUAUGGUCGCCGUGGUCGUGAAGGAGCGCAGUGGUGGUGGCCUGCAAUUGUUGACGCAGGGAACGGCCGACAUAAUUCUAGAUUCAUGCAUCGAAUAUUGGGACGGCCAUGAUCUUUGUCCACUUUCCGCAUCAGACAGGAAAAAAGUGCAAGACUUCUAUCAGAGGACGAGCCUGACUUCGUACUGCACCGCAUUCGCUUACCGACCACUGACGCGCGCCAUCAGCGAUAAGAUGUCCGAUAUAUAUUUGGAACUACCUGCAGAUAGCAAACACUUAUAUACGCCUCACAGAAGUCCAACUCCCUUGCCGUGGGACUUCAGAAACGUUCUUGAUCCCCGAGUACGAGGAAUAUUGGGGCAGUUUCAUUCGACAGAUUCCUUGUUGUGCAAUGAAAAUAAAGAUGACGAUGUAAGCGACAUCGAAAGUUGCUUUGAAGUUCAGUGCAAUCAAGUCUUCAUCGGAAUGGUCACCAUGCAAUAUCAGGCGCAAACCGAUAUGGUACAACUGAUCGAGCAAUUGGAUAGGGCAUGCAUAAGAUUCGUUCACUUCAGCAAGGAGAACGAGCUCCGUUCGCGUGUUUUCUCAGAGAAGAUGGGCUUGGAGAGUGGUUGGAAUUGUCACAUCUCGUUACUCAGCGAAGGGGCCAGGUCCGAGAGUCCAGUGGGUUGGUGGGUGAGCCAGGCAGCAGCCAUGUCCUCACCCACUCCCUCACCCACGGCCCAAUCUCAUCAGCCUAAUUACUCCUGCAUGGACGAGGCCAGCCACUUGCUUAAUCGUGUCUUACCUCGCACCAAUUUGAACAACAGCCGAGCAAUGAGCAUGUCGGCGCCGAGCGCUAUCAACACUGACUUCUCGACGGUGAAGUUCGAUGAUGAAACCACCGAGUGGAACAUAGGGACCUCGCAAGUCAAGAGCACAAUGAGCCACAGAGAUAACAAACUGUCGAGCAGGGAGCAGGACACGGUGCGAAGUGAGGACAGCGUCCUGGUGCAGAGCGUUGAUCUGGGAUCAGGUCAGGAGGCUUGGAGAUCUUUGAGCUGUCUCACCGAUAGCACCGAGCAGAGCGCGCCGGUCAACUUCGAUCUGUCGAACAGGGCUAAACUGCCAAGGGGCAUAGACAAGAUACGUCCACACAUCGAACUGAUUGACAACGUUCCUUUACUUGUGUCCUUGUUCACUGAUUGCAAUACCACAGUGACUCGCGAGAUGUUGCAUAUCAUGCAGGACUAUGGCGAGGUGGUGUGCGUGCUUGGCUCCUCUGCCAACGCUGAGAACAUGCCAAUCUUCAUGCAGGCCGACGCGGGAGUGGCAGUGGAGCCCUUGUACCCUCAGGUGUGUCAGAAGGUGCCCGUGUUGGUGCCCACCACAGAGAGUCAGGGAAUUUCCCCAGUGGACCUGAGCAGGGCGCUUAACUCCGUCGCGUGUUCGCUGAGUGUGAAACGCGAGGACCCCGUGGCAAUAUUUCAUCUCAUUAUGGAGGCACGUCAUUACAUGAAGAAUGUAUGGAAUUGUAUACAAUUCUGGCUGUGCUGCUUAGUUACACUUUCGUUUAUGCAAAUGCUGUCGGCAUUUCUGCUGCUGCCGCCGUUGUUUUCCAUCGAUCAAGUGCUCUGGCUGUGCUGCUUGAUAAUUCCCAUACUGUCGACGUCUAUGAUCGCUUCGCCGAUAGAUUCGACGAUAAUGCAACGUGCAACCGGGAAGAAUCAAUGCGUAGUCAAUGGAGAGGUCACUCUAUUCGUGUUAUGGUGCUAUGGCAGCAAGUUUUUGCCAACGGUGAUUACGGUAAUCCUCUCGCAGUGUAUCUCGUUCCUGACGCUCUGCCCCGUCUACGUGCCACAGAACUCCAAGUGCCUGUACAUAUAUCCGGACCCGCGGGACCAGAUUUGGGGCGGUUGGGGCAGUAAGCCAAUCGUCGUUCUGGUCGUGCAACAUUUCGCCCUCACGCUCAUAGUCCUGCACUUCGUUACAAUAUCCAUCAGCUUUGUGCACAGAGAAUAUUCAAUAUGGAGGAAAAAUCCUAUGAGCAAUUGCAGUUGGUUUAUUGGUGUAUUUAUCGUAUUGUGUGUGCAAGCGGUGUUCUCCGGUAUGGCGUUCCGCAGAUUUUGGCGAGAGGAGGGGAAAAAAAUUGAAAAUUUCCCUAUACACGUGCCGUUGUUCUUUUUACUUUCCGUCCCGCUGACGUUCGCGUUUAACGAGCUGAUCAAGUGGCAAGAAAUCAAAGUGAACGUCAGGUAUCAGAAACGGGCGCGUUUGGAAUUUGGUACGAAGCUGGGAAUGAAUUCGCCAUUUUAAUUCAAUUUGUAGCACCGACUUGACAUCUUCGAAACAUCAAAAAGCGUUUUAAAAAUUAUACGGGUAUAUCAUUAAGUGUAUAUAUCAUUAGCAUAUAUUAUCGAAAGUAUACUGGUAUUACGGUUCAGUUGCUGCAAACUCGAGAGGUCCGAGGAUGGCUCGAGGAUUUUUAAACAAUGAGCUUUGUGUACUUACAACGCUGUGUCAAAUAUUGCCAAACGUAUUAGAUUCGAACAAAGCACCGAUAUUUUUCUAUAGCGACGUAUUUAUAUUUUUUUGCGAUAUUAUACGACGGGUACAUGUCGGUUGCCGCAGGGGUCGUCGUCGAUUGCGAGUUUAAAUGAACGCCGAGUGUGAGAUCUCAUAUGGUACGUUGGACUAACAACGAGAUUUCUAUCUCGUUUUCUCGAAUCGUUUUGAUGAAGGCGGUUUCUCUUUGACAAAUCAUUUGCGAGAAGCCGCGGGAAUCGCGUUGGCGCGUUAUUUUUCUCACUCCCGAUUCUGUCGUGAUUCAAGAUGUCCUAUUAUGAGGUCGCUUUAAUUUUAUUUGAUAAGAAAAAAAAUGAAUCGAUUAGUUCCGGACUCUUUUUUCUUCAAUUUUUAAAGACAUUUGAAAAAUUAUUAGAUACACAUGGAGAAAAAAAUUGAGAAGAUUCUAUCUUAUAAAUAGAACAGUGAGUUAACAAUAAAUAAUUUUAAUUUAACAAGAAGAUUGUUUCGUUCUUCUAGUAUCUACGCUAAAGCGAGUGAGGUAUCUGGGACAUCUUGCAUUUAACGACGUCUUAGUAUUACGUAGAGUAUUUGUACAUAAAGACGUUCCUAUCGGUAACUUUGACAUCCUUUCAACGUUCGAUUUCACGAGCUCGUUGUAGAAUCGCACAGUCAGUCGGGAAAUCGGAUGUUUUUAGCGUGAGUAGCAACGAUAGUAAUUUAUUCGUCGUGAUCGCAGAUUUAGCCAAGACUUUAGCGAAUUAAAUGUAUAACUCUACGAGAUUGUAGGUAGCCGCAUUGAACUAAAUUCGCGAGUUCUAGCGGGAGUCUCGCUGGCACGAGACGGUUCUCUGGUUGUGAGAAAGCGCUCGGUCAUCUAGACUGCAUAGGUUUUUUUUAUUUCUCGCUGAUAAAGUGGAAUAUGAUCUUGCGAGUUUUCAGAACCCCCACAAUCAUAAACUGACUCCGCAACUAAAUUUCUCCUUUUGCGCUGCUCUCAUUGUUCAAUUCUGACUAAUAAUAACAAUAAUAUUUUCUGUUUUUCACUCUAAAUUAAUUGACGACACAAUUCUUGUUCAUUGUGCAAAGUGGAGAUUCUAAAGGGAAAAUUAAAGAAAUUAUUCAAUCCUAAUAAGUUACUGGAGCGCAUAUAUUUAAGCGGAUCAAAAGAGUCAUUUUUUUUUAUAUUUUUGGAAAGUGUAAUGUUUAGCAAAAUUUCUUUUAAUUUGUCAACAAAUUAAAUUUCUCAAGCAGGCUGUUUGCUUGCUAAAUCUUAAAAAUCUAUCUUUUCUUGCUUGGAAUGGAUCUCUUUGUGUUAUACAACGAUAAGUUGAAGAUUUGACUGUACAGUUUUUGUUGAACGAUAUUCCACUCUCGUAGCAAAUUUAUUUUACUAAUAAACUUCCGUUAAACAGUAUGCUAUAUCCUGAUGCUGUUAAUACUGCAUUCUAGAUUUAAUUUUACGCAAUAAAUGGAUCUUUUUUAAAAUGGAAAUAAAAUCUUCACUAAACAAUA